This is a messenger RNA of Humulus lupulus (European hop), 2319 nucleotides long. RefSeq lists its product as uncharacterized. The record is from RefSeq and is a predicted model, not a curated record. Bases 600 to 2162 code for a protein of 520 amino acids. The transcript has 6 exons. NCBI's taxonomy places the organism in Eukaryota, Viridiplantae, Streptophyta, Magnoliopsida, Rosales, Cannabaceae.
UGGACCUUUGUAAAGUACCCUUUUUACGCUCUCUCACUCACAUUCUCUCUUCUAUCUCUCUCAACUCAAGUUGCGGUUCUGUACUACCUUUAUGAGCUUUCAAAGCUUAUUUUCUUGCCCUGUAAAACCUUUGUUUCCUCAUUUUCUUUUGUUAUCUUCCUUUUCCUUUUCAAACCUGAUUUUCUUGUCCAUUCCAAAUUUUGUUUUGGUUACUACCAGCUUAAAAACGUUUUUUCGAAACAGGUCAUUUUCUCAGCUAACUAAGCUCUAUGAUCUAAUAAUCUAAUACCCAGAUCCUUUCUUGUACAUAGAUAUGUGAUAUAUAUAUACACACAUAUUAGUUUAUUUUUCGAUACUUAACUAUUCAAAGUACUAACCCCUCGCAGAGCUCCAAACGACCAAACCAAACAGUACCCUGUUGAGAAAGUUGGAAAAUUAGUACAUCUCAGAAUAUUCCAGUUCGUCAAAACCCAAGAAUAACACUCUGCUGUGUCUAUGGGAUCUGUUAAGUGCGGUUUCAAACGAACCGGACACAUUUCUGUCAGAUAACUGAGAAAAAAGACCAAAAGCGAAAAAGCAGAGUGUUGGGAAAAAUAACAAUGAGAGAGCAGGGGCUUCUUGGUAAUUUUACAGAGAUGAUCUGGCAGCCAUUUAUGAAACCUUCUGCUAAGUCCUCCACUCUCUUCGUCGUCGUCAUCUUUCUUAUAGCUGGUGCGUUUGUUUCCAUGCGCUCAGUUAAUACCACGAACAUUGCUAGAAUGACAAUGCCAAUUUUAAGCGGAACAUCCCACAAAAACCCUCAAAAGCAACCUGAAAUUCCCAAAUCACACCGACCAAAAAUUGAAAUUCAACUAAACUGUACUAAUUACAACCCCACACACACCUGUCCCUCGUAUUAUCCCACCACAUUCAACCCAGAAGAAGAUCGCGACCGUCCAUCUCCUUCGACGUGUCCUGAGUACUUCCGCUGGAUCCACGAAGACCUAAGGCCAUGGGCUCACACGGGUAUCUCAAGAGACAUGGUGGAGAGGGCCAAACGUACAGCCAACUUUAGACUUGUCAUAGUGAAGGGGAAGGCUUACGUAGAGAAGUAUCAGAAGUCGUUCCAAACCAGAGAUAUUUUUACGCUGUGGGGAAUUCUACAGUUGUUACGAAGGUACCCUGGAAGAGUUCCGGAUUUGGAUUUGAUGUUCGACUGUGUCGACUGGCCAGUUGUUCUCUCUAAGGCAUAUAGCGGACCCAAUGCCACGUCACCACCUCCAGUGUUUCGUUACUGCGGUGAUGAUAAUUCACUUGAUAUAGUCUUUCCUGAUUGGUCAUUUUGGGGUUGGCCGGAGAUAAACAUAAAGCCUUGGGUGCCUUUAUUGAAGGAGUUAGAGGAAGGAAACAAGAGAACUAGAUGGGUGGACAGAGAACCUUAUGCUUAUUGGAAAGGGAAUCCAGCUGUUGCAGCCACUAGACAAGACCUUCUUAAAUGUAAUGUUUCAGACCAACAUGAUUGGAAUGCUCGUGUUUAUGCCCAGGAUUGGGGUCGAGAAAUACGAGAAGGGUACAAGCAAUCAAAUUUAGCAAGUCAAUGCAUUCAUAGAUAUAAGAUAUACAUUGAAGGAUCUGCUUGGUCUGUUAGUGAAAAAUACAUUCUUGCAUGUGAUUCUGUUACAUUAGUGGUAAAGCCACGUUAUUAUGAUUUCUUCACUCGAGGUUUAAUACCAGGGCAACAUUAUUGGCCCAUAAAGAAUGAUGACAAGUGCAGAUCCACUAAGUUUGCAGUUGACUGGGGCAACUCUCACCAGAAAGAGGCACAAGAAAUCGGAAAAGCAGCAAGUGAAUUCAUUAAAAAGGAGCUGAAAAUGGACUACGUGUAUGACUACAUGUUUCUUCUCCUAAAUGAAUACGCCAAACUAUUACAAUAUAUGCCCACUAUACCUCCGAAAGCUACUGAACUCUGUUCUGAGGCUAUGGCUUGCCAGACAGGAGGAUUAACCAAGGAGUUUAUGAUGGAAUCAAUGGUAAAGAGUCCUGCAGACACUGACCCAUGUACCAUGCCUUCUCCUUAUGGUCCUUCAUCUUUGUUUUCAGCUCUUCAUAGAAAUACUAAUUCUAUUAAAGAAGUGGAGUUAUGGGAGAAAAAGUAUUGGGAGAGUGAAGGCAAGGAGCAAUAGAGAGGUUUUGAUUUUAUUAUAUUUAACUUUUAUCUAUGCAUGAAGUAAAGGUGCCAAAUUAGUUUCAUGUAUAAUUCAUUUACUUUUGUUUUUUUUUUGGUGGAAUUAGACAAUACUUUCACAAUAUAAAUAUUAAUUCAGAAGUAUAUUGGGUAAA